AUGUCUUGACUCCACAGCCAACAGAACAAUUUUGUCUUCGCUGUUCCAAUACUUUUGGAGGGCACUGUAUAUGAUAACCAGGGCCUCUGUCAUUUCAGACAUUAAGAACUAAAUUUUGUUUAUCAGCAUCCGCAUAUUUUGUCUUUCUUCAAUUACGUUCUGCUCUCAAAGCGUAUGGAGUUCCUUGGGCAUCUCCCAUUUCCUCUCAUCCUAUGCGGGAUUGGAUUGCACCAUCUUCUGGUCGGCCAUCUGUUUCCUUAAUAUAUAAUAAAAUUAUUGAUUGCAUUACAAAACCUCUUUCUAUUAAAUCUAUUUGGAAUAGGGAAUUACCUGACCUUAAUCUAUCUGUCGCCUGGGAGAGAGUGUGUCAAACCUCAGCUUAACAUCUAAAAACUUGGCUCAUCGUCUUAUUCACUUCAAAGUCAUUCAUAGAGCAUACACAACUCCUUACAAAAGAUUCAAAAUGAAACUACAACCAAAUUUUAACUGCCAUAUAUGUAAUACUGCAUCAUCAGGUACUUUUCUUCAUAUGUUUUGGGAAUGUCCUAUCGUCAUUAAUCUAUGGACAUAUGUAAACCUGGUUUUAUCCUCCUUACUACAAAUAGAUUGCUUUGCUAACCCAAGUUUGUGUCUUCUUAACGAAGAUUCUGGUCUCUGUAUGAGCUUAAUACAAAAGAGAAUGUUAUUUGCUGGUUUUACAGCUGCGAAGAAGACAAUAAUACAGAACUGGUUUACACCGCACAUGUUUGGAAAAACAUAUUGGAUCCAUAGCCUCCUGAAAAUAGUGACUUGUUAAUGUACAACAGCGCAAAUUAAUGGGGCCAAGCCUUCUACUAUUGAUGCUUGGCAAGUUUUUUCUUUAACAAACUUGAUUAUAUAAAGGAAUGACAUGUUUUUUUGGGGGUGGUUUUUUCUUCCCUCUCUCUCUCCUUUUUGACUGGACUAUUGUAGUAUUGAUUAUAUGUCUGUUGUUUUGUUUUGUUUGUUUUGAAUGGAUGUUAUGAUGUUGUGUUUGAAAAUAAAUAAAAAGUUGAUAACAAAAAAAAUAAGUGAGAGAGUCAUUGGUGGUCAUUUAUUUAAUGUUAAUAUUUCUAUGUUAAUAUGUUUUAGAGAGAUUAAUUACAAAUAUCACAUGUUUAGACUAUGGAGGAAUUUGCACUUUUGAGUUAAUUAAAAGAUAUUGAAAAAUUUAACUAGUUGACUAGUGGAAUGCAGUCAGUUCAUAUUCCCUUAAUAUAUGUUUAUGUAACUGAGAACUCUCCAAACCAUGCACUGAUAAAUGGAGCUGUUGUGUAAUUGCUCAUGUUUCUUUUUGGUAGCCUUUUUCCAGGACGCUAACAAGCUGCUCCUGAACGAACGAUCUAACUGGGUGCAUCUAAAGGAGUUCGCCCGUAAAAAUGCUGCCAACGCUCUUUCUGUGGCCAAUAUGCUCAUGGGCAUGGCCUCAAUCCUCUGCAGUCUCAAUGGCCAUCAUCAUGUUGCGUGCUGGCUGGUUCUGAUCGGUUACCUGCUGGAUUUGGCAGAUGGAGCAGUUGCUAGGCAACUAAAUGCGUGUUCUGCACUGGGUGCAAAGUUGGAUGAUUUUGCUGAUUUCACAACAUUUGGAAUAGCAACAUCUCUCAUUUUAAGGACAACCAGUCUUUUGGAUAACAUUCUGUGCAUGUUGUAUGUGUUGUCUGUCUAUACUCGUCUCUGCUUCUUCUCUAGCGGAAUCCCAUUCAUGUACCGUGGCCUACCAUGCAUCUACUCCUCUGCCAUCCUGGUGUGUGUUUCUCUGCUGACUGGAGGAAAUAUGGCAGUACUGAGAAUCCUAGCAGUGGCCAUGAUUCUCUUCAUGGUCAGUCAGAACUUCUACCCACAUGACAGAGUACUGGAGUCUCAGGCCUGGAAGAAGGUGGUCUACAUCGGAGGAAUUGCCAUGGUGUUUUGCUCCUCCUUCCCUCCAGCGUGCGUUUACUACUUGUUAUGGUCAAUUUCCUACAUAUUGUUUCCAACAACCCUGUGGAGCAGCAAAGUGUAAAGGGAUAAUGGCCUAUGAGGCUCAUACGUCACCGUGUCCCCUUCUCCUUCCUGCAAAGGAAAAUCAAACCAAUUUAGAAAAUCAGAAAACUAUUUUUAAAUCAUUUUUGUUUUGAGGUGAUGAACUUCAUGAAAUUGACAUGAUCUAGGAGGCUUACGGCCAUCUUGAUCGCUGCUGCGGUUUCAUCGCUAAGGAUGAGAAAUUCUCUUUACCUUUGCUUCACAUGUAUUGUCGUGUUUGCAUGGCAUGUUGACAGAGACACAGUAGAUGGUCUUGGAUACAGUAUGUGUGAUGUUUGUUGCACAGUUCUGCCUAAAUGAAUCAAAAAGGCAAGAAGCAGAGUAGAGAUUGUCAAAUUUGCUGUGGAAUUUAUACUUGUAGAAUUACUGCUUUUUGGUUGUUUAAGAAACCGAAAAUAAUGACCAUAAGGGAAUUUUAUGCAUAUGAUCUGUGUAAUUUCAUGUAAAAACACUACAGUAUGAUUAAGGUAGUGGCUAUCAUCAUAUACUGUAGUUUAUCUAUUACCGGGAUAAUGUGUGACUUAAAAUACUUUAUGUCCCAUAUAAUAUUAGGUGGGCCUUCGAAACAAAUGCCUCGUAACAAUACGAAGGUUGAUUUCAUUUUGAUAAAUGAGUUUGUCUGUACCAUUUAACCUCUGUUUUAAGGGGUUCUGCUUCCUGACUCACGGUUAUCAGUAAUUGCUUGUGUUUAGCGAGUGAUCUUACAUUGAAUCUGCUAUGUACUGUUCACGGGUUCAGUGAGAAGUUGAUACCCUGCAACAUAACAGUAUUGAGGCAUUAUUUUGUGUUCUGUGCACCACUUGUGGUUACUUUUUAUUAAAAUUUAGUGGUGUUAAGAAGAAAUGUGUUUG
This is a messenger RNA of Onychostoma macrolepis, 2891 nucleotides long. It is a transcript of the gene tmem269, whose product is annotated as transmembrane protein 269. The coding region runs from base 1280 to 2020 and encodes 246 amino acids. NCBI's taxonomy places the organism in Eukaryota, Metazoa, Chordata, Actinopteri, Cypriniformes, Cyprinidae. The record is from RefSeq and is a predicted model, not a curated record. Gene Ontology annotation, biological process: phospholipid biosynthetic process. Gene Ontology annotation, molecular function: phosphotransferase activity, for other substituted phosphate groups. The transcript is spliced from 5 exons. Gene Ontology annotation, cellular component: membrane.